Messenger RNA from Bicyclus anynana (squinting bush brown), 2583 nucleotides. RefSeq names its product methylthioribose-1-phosphate isomerase. The record is from RefSeq and is a predicted model, not a curated record. The coding region runs from base 251 to 1309 and encodes 352 amino acids. Lineage: Eukaryota; Metazoa; Arthropoda; Insecta; Lepidoptera; Nymphalidae. Gene Ontology annotation, molecular function: S-methyl-5-thioribose-1-phosphate isomerase activity. The transcript is spliced from 7 exons.
GAAUUUGUCAAAUAGUGGUCAGCUGUCGAUUUUCUCCUUACUUUUCUUUCGAUUCCACAUUUUAAAGAAACUUUUCUUUUCAAACAUUUUAUAUGUCGUGUCUCAUUAUCACCAGUUACGCAUUACAUACAGAUAUAUAUAUAUUUUUGACGAAUUUACCUCAAUGCCAAAUUAGUUAAGCGUCUAAAGUUUUUUACUACUUGUGGCGAGCCUCAAAUUUAACGUUCUUGAGCUUAUAAAUUAGAUAAAAAUGAGCUUAGAAUCAAUAAGGUAUGAAAGAGGAAGAUUGGAAAUUCUAGAUCAGUUGUUGCUGCCUCUGCAAACAAGAUAUGUUAAAGUACAGGGAGUUGAGGAUGGCUGGAAAGUUAUCAACAAAAUGCAGGUCAGAGGUGCUCCUGCUAUAGCAAUUGUUGGAUGCUUAUCUUUGGCAAUAGAACUACUCAAAGAAGACUGCUCAGAUAAAAAAGUUAUGAGGCAAGAGAUUGAAGGCAAAUUAAACUAUCUGGUGUCGGCGCGGCCAACAGCUGUUAAUAUAAAAUUAGCAGCGGACGAUCUUAUUAAUUUGGCAAAUAGUUUGAGCGCAGAUGAGAAUGUCACAGCUAAUGAUUUCAAAGAGAGGUUCAUCAAAAGCAUAGAGAACAUGCUAAUAAAGGAUAUAGAGGACAACAAGGCGAUAGGCAAGUUCGGCUGCGAGGCAAUACUGAGCAGGUUGGAAGGUGAUAGUCAUGUGAGGGUGCUGACUCACUGCAACACUGGCUCACUGGCCACAGCGGGGUACGGCACUGCGCUGGGCGUUAUACGCUCACUGCACGCAGCCAAACGAUUAGAGCACGUGUACUGCACUGAGACCCGGCCGUACAAUCAGGGCGCCAGGCUGACGGCCUACGAACUGGUGCACGAGAAGAUACCCUCCACGCUCAUCGUUGACAGCAUGGUGUCAGCGCUCAUGCAUGCGAGGAAUAUCACCGCUGUGGUGGUCGGUGCUGACAGGGUAGCAGCGAACGGUGACACUGCAAACAAAAUAGGCACAUACCAGAUAGCGAUAGUGGCGAAGCAUCACAAUGUACCGUUUUAUGUGGCGGCGCCGCUCACGUCCAUAGACAUGGCGCUCAAGUCCGGCGAGCGGGUCAAGAUAGAGGAGCGCCCGGACAGGGAGAUGACGCAUAUUGGCGAACACAGGAUCGCGGCACCAGGUAUAAAUUGUUGGAAUCCAUCGUUCGACGUCACGCCGGCAUCACUAAUAACUGGAAUCAUAACAGAGAAAGGCGUUUUUACACCCGACAAAUUAUAUGAAGAAGUUCCUAAAUAAUAUUUUCUAAAACUCGUUUUAUUGCUAAAAGUUAUUAUAAUAUAAAUAUCUAGAUUUUAUUAAUAGAGUUCCUAGAUUUUUUAAUAGUCAGAUAAAGCAUGUGACGGAAUAAAUCUGAUAACAUGUUUUGUUUUAGUUAUUUUUGAUGUGAGUACUGCUCAAAUUUUAGAAAUGCUUUAUUUUUUAUUAUUUAUUUAAUAACUAACUGUCUCAUUUGUUCAGCGGUAAGCCUAUGUGAUUUUUGAUCACAGGGUUCAAAUUGUGGGUUCAACCCACAAACCAUAUUUGAAAUUAAUGACAUACUGAGCUUUUCUUCUAAGAAAUUUUCAGUAUAUAUUAUCAGCCUCUGGGAGCACUUUAAGCUCUUGGUCGCGAUCAUUGCCAUCGGCCUAAGUUCGCCAUCCCGAAUUGUAGCAGCGUGGUGGGUCAGCUCCAUAUCCCAUUUCUGAGGAAGCCUGGGUGAACUAGUAGGCCGUUAAAAUAGGCUGAUAACUUAAUAACUAAAAGCUCCUUUAUCCUUAUUGCAAAUGACUCAAUCGCAAAUGUCUCCAAGUUUAACUGCAUUGAAAUAUACUCAGUGGAACAUAAUUGAGUGAGCCGAAUAUGGGUUGAUAAUGAUGAUGAUGAUGAAAAAAACAGUCUCUUUUUUUAAGAUUAAGCGUGCUCCCAAAUUUGGAAAUAUCCUAACAUAAGUCAAAUCACUGUUAUAUUUAUUUUAAACAAGUAUUUUUGUGAUAUUAUUGACAAUUCAGAGAGAGAAUUUAAGUGAGAAUUCCUUACUCAUUUGGGGCCCUUAACUAAUUUCGAUAUAGGGACCCUUCAAGGCACGCUACGCCACUGAUACAGAUAUACAAUAAAAUGAUUCUACACAUCACUAAGAGAGCAUAGAUCAACCUCUGCCUGCUAUACUAUUGCCAUACCCUCUCCUAAGUUCCUAACAGUCCUAUCAAACUAAUAUGAAGGGAACAAUAAUAUUGGUCAUAAAAGAUAUGGCAAAUAUUCCUAAAAAUAAUAAAAAUAACACUCAUAAAUCAGCUAAUAAAAGAAACUGGAAUUGUAACUAAUUAGGUAUACCUGAUAAGAUCAUCUAUAUUUUGUAACGAACAUUGUAGCUUUAUAAAUACCUAUACAAUAUUUAUAAUAAAUUUGUGGUAAGUAUACAAAAUGUUAAAUCUCUUAGUACAGCUCAUUGUUAUAAAUAAUUAUACCAUAUCUAUGUAAGUAAUGCUUUACUGUAAAACUUGUUAUAAUUAAAUAAAAAUAUUUUUGCUAAA